CUGCCUGCCUGCCAUCGUCUCCCGCCUCCUGCCGCCGCCACCGUCUCCCGCCUCCUGCCGCCGCCACCGUCUCCCGCCUCCUGCCGCCGCCACCGUCUCCCGCCUCCUGCCGCCGCCACCGUCUCCCGCCUCCUGCCGCCGCCACCGUCUCCCGCCUCCUGCCGCCGCCGACGUCUCCCGCCUCCUGCCGCCGCCACCGUCUCCCGCCUCCUGCCGCCGCCGACGUCCGCCGCCAAACGUCUUCAAUAUGCACGUCAUGCUGUUUUGGACAAAGGAUCGUUGUUCAGAUGAGUUUUUAUUCAUUUUUCUAGAUUUUCGUGCUUUUCUGUUUUUUUUUCAGGAACUACGAGAGCCGUAUCCAGCUGCUUCAGUUCUGCAUUUGCCGUGCAAUCGUCUGCUCGCCGUCGCUUCAACACCUCGCCGUCGCUUCAACACCUCGCCGUCGCUUCAACACCUCGCCGUCGCUUCAACAACUCGCCGUCGCUUCAACAACUCGCCGUCGCUUCAACAACUCGCCGUCGCUUCAACUCGCCGUCUCAUCAACUCGCCGUCUCAUCAACUCGCCGUCUCAUCAACUCGCCGUCUCAUCAACUCGCCGUCUCAUCAAGCUGCCGUCUCAUCAAGCUGCCGUCUCUUCAGUUGCUGGUGGUGAUUUCGAGCUCAUAAUAAAGAGUUUCCAGUCUUUUGACUGAGAACCUUUUUCGAGCUCGAGUCACCGCCGAGUGGCAAAAUUCAGAAACAAGCCUGGCUCGCCAGAAAUUUUGAAAAAAUUUCCAGCAUGCUGGAAAUUUCCAUUUUUCUGGUUUAAAUCGGGCUGUUUCUGGAUUUUGCCGCUAGCGCAUCCUGCGCUCAACAAAAAAAAUAAUAAAUGGUUUUUAUUAAUGUGUUUUUGAUAUCCCCAAUCGACUGACUUUCCCAAAAUUCCGAUACUAACCAUUUUUUUUCCAGAAUUGCCAAUGUCGCCAUUGCUCAGUCAGUCUUCUUCACUCCGACGCUGCUCAACACCACCACCACCACCACCAAUUUGCACCACUCGGAUGCCACAAAUCGACGACGAGGAGGAGGACGACGACAGUUGCAGAACAGUUAGUUUAUUUAUUUUUUGGGGUUAGAUUAAGAAUUUUUAAAUUUUUAACGAAAAUUAGUUUUUAGAAUUACUUAUUUUAUUAGAGUAUUUUUAAUUAGAUAUUUAGUGAUAAUUUUUUAGUUAGGUUUUAAAAAUUAGGUGUAUUUUUAAUUAGGAAAUUAGUAAUAUUAAGGUAGUUAAGUUCUAAGAAUUAGGUUUUUUUUUAAGUUCAUAAGAGGGUUCAAUUUGAGUUUCGAAAGUUAUAGGUUGAGAGGCAGUACCUCUCAACUUAUAAAUGGAUCGAGAGGCAGUACCUACUCGAUCUAUAAAAAACUUUCGAAACUCGCAUAAAUUGAGCUUUUUUUUGAAUUUAAAUUGAAACCUAAUUUUUAGAAUUACUUAUUUUUCUAUUAGAGAUUUAUUAAUUAGAUAUUUAGUUAUAUUUAGGUAGUUAGGUUCUAGAAAUUAGGUUUUUUUUUAAGUUCAUAAGAGGGUUCAAUUUGAGUUUCGGAAGUUAUGAGUUGAGAGGCAGUACCUCUCAACUUAUAAAUGGAUCGAGAGGCAGUACCUACUCGAUCUAUAAAAAACUUUCGAAACUCGCAUAAAUUGAGCUUUUUUUUGAAUUUAAAUUGAAACCUAAUUUUUAGAAUUACUUAUUUUCUAUUAGAGAUUUAUUAAUUAGAUAUUUAGUUAUAUUUAGGUAGUUAGGUUCUAGAAAUUAGGUUUUUUUUUAAGUUCAUAAAAGAGUUCAAUUUGAGUUUCGAAGGUUAUAAGUUGAGAGGCAGUACCUCUCAACUUAUAAAUGGAUCGAGAGGCAGUACCUACUCGAUCUAUAAAAAACUUUCGAAACUCGCAUAAAUUGAGCUUUUUUUUGAAUUUAAAUUGAAACCUAAUUUUUAGAAUUACUUAUUUUCUAUUAGAGAUUUAUUAAUUAGAUAUUUAGUUAUAUUUAGGUAGUUAGGUUCUAGAAAUUAGGUUUUUUUUUAAGUUCAUAAGAGGGUUCAAUUUGAGUUUCGGAAGUUAUGAGUUGAGAGGCAGUACCUCUCAACUUAUAAAUGGAUCGAGAGGCAGUACCUACUCGAUCUAUAAAAAACUUUCGAAACUCGCAUAAAUUGAGCUUUUUUUUGAAUUUAAAUUGAAACCUAAUUUUUAGAAUUACUUAUUUUCUAUUAGAGAUUUAUUAAUUAGAUAUUUAGUUAUAUUUAGGUAGUUAGGUUCUAGAAAUUAGGUUUUUUUUUAAGUUCAUAAAAGAGUUCAAUUCGAGUUUCGAAAGUUAUAAGUUGAGAGGCAGUACCUCUCAACUUAUAAAUGGAUCGAGAGGCAGUACCUACUCGAUCUAUAAAAAACUUUCGAAACUCGCAUAAAUUGAGCUUUUUUUUUUGAAUUUAAAUUGAAACCUAAUUUUUAGAAUUACUUAUUUUCUAUUAGAGAUUUAUUAAUUAGAUAUUUAGUUAUAUUUAGGUAGUUAGGUUCUAGAAAUUGGGUUUUUUUUAAGUUCAUAAGAGGGUUCAAUUUGAGUUUCGGAAGUUAUGAGUUGAGAGGCAGUACCUCUCAACUUAUAAAUGGAUCGAGAGGCAGUACCUACUCGAUCUAUAAAAAACUUUCGAAACUCGCAUAAAUUGAGCUUUUUUUUGAAUUUAAAUUGAAACCUAAUUUUUAGAAUUACUUAUUUUCUAUUAGAGAUUUAUUAAUUAGAUAUUUAGUUAUAUUUAGGUAGUUAGGUUCUAGAAAUUAGGUUUUUUUUAAGUUCAUAAGAGGGUUCAAUUUGAGUUUCGGAAGUUAUGAGUUGAGAGGCAGUACCUCUCAACUUAUAAAUGGAUCGAGAGGCAGUACCUACUCGAUCUAUAAAAAACUUUCGAAACUCGCAUAAAUUGAGCUUUUUUUUGAAUUUAAAUUGAAACCUAAUUUUUAGAAUUACUUAUUUUCUAUUAGAGAUUUAUUAAUUAGAUAUUUAGUUAUAUUUAGGUAGUUAGGUUCUAGAAAUUAGGUUUUUUUUUAAGUUCAUAAGAGGGUUCAAUUUGAGUUUCGGAAGUUAUGAGUUGAGAGGCAGUACCUCUCAACUUAUAAAUGGAUCGAGAGGCAGUACCUACUCGAUCUAUAAAAAACUUUCGAAACUCGCAUAAAUUGAGCUUUUUUUUGAAUUUAAAUUGAAACCUAAUUUUUAGAAUUACUUAUUUUUCUAUUAGAGAUUUAUUAAUUAGAUAUUUAGUUAUAUUUAGGUAGUUAGGUUCUAGAAAUUAGGUUUUUUUUUUUAAUUCAUAAGUUCUAGAAAUUAGGUUUUUUUUUAAAUUAGGUUUUUUUUUUUGGUUCUAGAAAUUAGGUUUUUUUUUAAUUCAAAGUAAUUUUAUUUAGAGUAAUUUUAAUUAGAAAAAUAGUGAUAUUUUAGUAGUUAGGUUCUAAUAAUUAGGUUUUUUUUAAAUUCAUUAAAGGGUUUAUUUGAGUUUUGAAAGUUAUGAGUUGAGAGGCAGUACCUCUCAACUUAUAAAUGGAUCGAGAGGCAGUACCUACUCGAUCUAUAAAAAACUUUCGAAACUCGCAUAAAUUGAGCCGCCGCCGCCAACGUCUUCCGCCUCCUGCCGUCGCCGACGUCCGCCGCCAAACGUCUUCAAUAUGCACGUCAUGAUGUAUUGCACAAAGGAUCGUUGUUCAGAUGAGUUUUCUGUUCAUUUUUCUAGAUUUUCGUGCUUUUCCGUUUUUUUUUCCAGGAACUACGAGAGCCGUAUCCAGCUGCUUCAGUUCUGCAUUUGCCGUGCAUUCGUCUGCUCGUCAAAUCGCCGUAUCAUCAAGCCGCUGUCUAUUCAAGUCGCCGUCGCUUCAACUCGCCGUUGCUUCAACUCGCCGUCUCAUCAAGCUGCCAUCUCAUCAAGCUGCCAUCUCAUCAAGCUGCCGUCUCUUCAGUUGCUGGUGGUGAUUUCGAGCUCAUAAUGAAGAGUUCCCAGUCUUUUGACUGAGAACCUUUUUCGAGCUCGAGUCACCGCCGAGUGGCAAAAUUCAGAAACAAGCCUGGCUCGCCAGAAAUUUUGAAGAAAUUUCCAGCAUGCUGGAAAUUUCCAUUUUUCUGGUUUAAAUCGGGCUGUUUCUGGAUUUUGCCGCUAGCGCAUCCUGCGCUCAACAAAAAAAAUAAUAAAUGGUUUUUAUUAAUGUGUUUUUGAUAUCCCCAAUCGACUGCCUUUCCCAAAAUUCCGAUACUAACCAUUUUUUUCCAGAAUUGCCAAUGUCGCCAUUGCUCAGUCAGUCUUCUUCACUCCGACGCUGCUCAACACCACCACCACCACCACCAAUUUGCACCACUCGGAUGCCACAAAUCGACGACGAGGAGGAGGACGACGACAGUUGCAGAACAGUUAGUUUAUUUAUUUUUUGGGGUUAG
Molecule: messenger RNA, 4436 nt
Organism: Caenorhabditis angaria
Lineage: Eukaryota; Metazoa; Nematoda; Chromadorea; Rhabditida; Rhabditidae
Source: the annotation of a GenBank genome assembly